Balaenoptera ricei (Rice's whale) is the source of this 667-nucleotide messenger RNA. Its product is annotated as histone H2A type 1-C. The record is from RefSeq and is a predicted model, not a curated record. The transcript is spliced from 2 exons. Gene Ontology annotation, cellular component: nucleosome. Gene Ontology annotation, molecular function: protein heterodimerization activity; DNA binding; structural constituent of chromatin. NCBI's taxonomy places the organism in Eukaryota, Metazoa, Chordata, Mammalia, Artiodactyla, Balaenopteridae. The coding region runs from base 42 to 434 and encodes 130 amino acids.
UAUUCUUUUCUUAUUUGUUUGUUUUUGUUUUCUGUUUUGCAAUGUCUGGACGUGGUAAGCAAGGUGGUAAAGCUCGCGCUAAAGCGAAGUCUCGCUCUUCACGGGCCGGUCUCCAGUUUCCCGUGGGGCGAGUGCAUCGCCUGCUCCGUAAGGGCAACUACGCUGAGCGGGUCGGGGCUGGUGCGCCGGUGUACCUUGCAGCGGUGUUGGAGUACUUGACGGCAGAGAUACUGGAGUUGGCCGGUAAUGCGGCACGCGACAACAAGAAGACUCGCAUCAUCCCACGUCACCUGCAGCUGGCCAUCCGCAACGAUGAAGAGCUUAACAAACUGCUGGGCCGUGUGACCAUCGCUCAAGGCGGGGUCUUGCCGAACAUCCAGGCGGUGCUGUUGCCUAAGAAGACCGAGAGCCACCACAAGGCUAAGGGCAAGUGAUUUGACAGGGAUUUGAGUUUCCGGAAGUGCUUUCAAACCCAAAGGCUCUUUUCAGAGCCCCCCACUAUUUCAAAGGAAGAGCUAACACCACUUGGAAUAUUAAAAAAAAAGGAAGGUUUCAAAAGCUUCUCACUACAAAGACGCCUAGAUCCAGAGUGUCUGUCAAACUCAUCAAUUCUCAGAAAUAAAUGGAUUGGCAUCUGUGUUCUGACAUCAUUGAAUGAUUCCGCACC